Messenger RNA from Staurois parvus, 410 nucleotides. The record is from the annotation of a GenBank genome assembly. NCBI's taxonomy places the organism in Eukaryota, Metazoa, Chordata, Amphibia, Anura, Ranidae.
CUUGCACAGGUGUACCUGACUCCUCCCCUCCAGCUUGCAGCAGGUGUAACCGGCUCCAUCCCCUUCCUCCAGUCUUGCGCAGGUGUACCGACUCCUCCCCUCCAGCCUUGCGCAGGUGUACCGACUCCUCCCCUCCAGCCUUGCGCAGGUGUACCGGCUCCUCCCCUUGAAUCUUGCACAGGUGUACCGGCUCCUCCCCUUCAGCCUUGCGCAGGUGUACCGGCUCCUCUCCCUGGGACUGAAACACAGCUUCUCCUGGUGACGUCACCGGCUUCCUCUGAGUCACCGCACACUGGGAGCUUCUCACAAUGUGCAUUAGAAGCUGCAGCCACAUGUGGGCGUUAUCUAUGCAAAUACAGCCCUGUCUAGCACAACGCCCACUCCUCCAGACUGACACGCCCAUCCAUGCA